AUGAAGAAGAAUGGAGAUUGCAAUGGCGAUGAAGGGUUGGAGUUAGAAAGGAGCUUUUUGCGAAGGCUGAAUUUGGAACGGGAGGGUCCCUUGGUGGGUGCACUCCAUUUCGCGUGGGGAGCACGACUUUCAAGUUACAUGCUUCCGUGCAACGCAGGUCUAUGGUUUAUCAUCAGCAUGCAUGUGCUAUCGCGCCACGUGUAUACAGGACAAAAACUUGGUUUGUUAUGUGAGCUGCGUAGCGGGUUUUCAUGGAAGUGGUUGUAG
This is a messenger RNA of Sphenostylis stenocarpa, 267 nucleotides long. NCBI's taxonomy places the organism in Eukaryota, Viridiplantae, Streptophyta, Magnoliopsida, Fabales, Fabaceae. The record is from the annotation of a GenBank genome assembly.